This is a messenger RNA of Triticum dicoccoides, 1976 nucleotides long. RefSeq names its product CST complex subunit TEN1-like. The transcript has 3 exons. Gene Ontology annotation, biological process: negative regulation of telomere maintenance via telomerase. The record is from RefSeq and is a predicted model, not a curated record. Bases 1351 to 1728 code for a protein of 125 amino acids. Gene Ontology annotation, cellular component: CST complex. Lineage: Eukaryota; Viridiplantae; Streptophyta; Magnoliopsida; Poales; Poaceae. Gene Ontology annotation, molecular function: single-stranded DNA binding; telomerase inhibitor activity; telomeric repeat DNA binding.
CAUGAACCCUGUAGAAGUCUCUGUAAUGCAUUACUAGGAAUUAUGAAUCUCUUAGGAAAUAGUUAACCUGUUAUUGUCAAUCAAGGUUUGCAGCCAUUGAUGUCACUCAUCUUUAUUUGGUCCUGGUAACCUAAAAAUGAUCAUAUAUACAUGUACAGUCAUAACAUUUCAGUGGCUAUUUUAGAAACCAGAAUUGAUAGCGAGAAAUAUCGACAUUUUUCUCUUACAACUCAGAUGUCCUGAUUCUGAAUGUGUAACAUACACUUUUUUGUUCUGUGGUUUGCUAUGGAUAAGACGCUGGCACCUUCCAAUUUCCAUUUCAUUCUUGGUAGCCUGUCAAGUGGGGGCAAGUACAGUAGAAACAACCCUUUUGGUGAAUGAAUAGAAAAUAUCAACCUGGAUUGUCUGAUUGGACCUAGAUUGGUCAUUAAGUUUUGAACUUGUGGGUGUAAGUUUUAAAACUCGCCGGUGCAAGUUUUGUAACUUGCAUCUGUGCCAUCCAUCUCCGAUCUGAUGGCCCAAGUUGAUCUUUUCUAUUCUUGCACCAUAAGGUCUGAUUCUAUUGUAGUCGUCCCCUUUAAGUUGCACUGACGAAAACUUGUUUCCAACAGCACCAUGUAUCUUUUUAUGCUCAAAGAGGCCUAGUCAUAAGAAGCAAGUUAAUACUUUUUAUUUUCUUUCAAGAAAACAAUGAGAUCAAGUUAUUUUGAAAUUCAAGAAUUUUAUGAUUCGUUGGGAGGCCAUAUGUUAUUUAUUUGUACUUCAAAAGUGUUUUUUCUGCAGCACGAGGCAGUCGUGUGUUGGGAGAACAGUAGUAUGUAUAUUGCAGUCUCAAGCAUCUGAACAAAUACAAAGUUGAGCACUAGGGUAGCCAGUUAUAUCAAGUGAGAGCAGUGAUUCGGUGCCCAGGCUCAUCUUCAUCCGCGUUUAAGAAAAAAUUCAAAACAAAUACUAGAAAAAUUCAAAAAAUUCCAAGCAAAUUUUGCAUGGAAGAUAAUUUGGUGCGUGAGGUUCGUCCCAAAUUUCAGAUCAUUUGGAUAUCUGAGUAGCUCUCGGCAAAAAAGAUAAAUUUGGGGUCUGUAAAUUUUUUUACUGUUCAUGUACUGUUCCUACCCAAUUUGUCUUUCUUUCUGAGAGCUACUCAUAUGUCCAAAUGAUCUGAAAUUUGGAGCACAGCUCACGCAUCAAAUUAUCUACCAUGCAAAAAAGAAUUGGAAUUUUUUUAUUUUUUUGAAUAUUUUGUGAUUUUUUAAUGUUGAAACAGUAUCAGUACUUUUCUUGUUUGUGAAGACUAUCACCAGAGCCCAGACAUAACUCCCUCGUUUUGUGUUUCACUAGUCCCUGUGCUAGAUGGCAUCUUCUACUCUAAAACCAGGUGUGCCUAUUACUUUGCAAGAGCUAGAGCCCUCCUCAGAGAUGUUCAAGCAAGGGGCAUCCAUCCGGGUAACAGGAAUCCUUCAGUCAUAUGAUGUGGACUCUGCAGUUGCUGUCAUUCAAGAUGGCAGUGCUAGACUGAAGAUUGAUACUCAAAACCUGAGAGACAUUAGUUUCUGCAGUAAUUCCACGUUCCAGUUCAUCGGUGAACUCCUGAUCCAGCCAAACAACGAUGCGAUUCUACAAGCACGUGUGGGCAGGAAUGUUGAUGGACUUGACCUGAACCUUUACCAGCAGUCUUUGAUCAUCCGACGGCAACAUGAAGCCAAACUACUGAGCUCCAGGAGGCCAUGAUCCAAAGCUGUGAACCAGGCUCAAGGCCUCAGUUCAGUUUUUCUGAAGUAUGGAGCAUGUGAGAAAAGAAUCACGUAACUCAUGAUGAUCAUGUUCUCCAGUUUGUUAUCGAACCUACAAAGUGGUACUAGUAGUUGUUAACUGAGUUUCCUGGGCACAGAUUAUUCCUCGAUGGCCACCUCAUUCUCAAGGCUAUUUAAGCUAUCAGGUCCAUGGGCUCAUAUUGGUUAAGGGUCCACAUAUUUGUU